Nipponia nippon (crested ibis) is the source of this 1192-nucleotide messenger RNA. The record is from RefSeq and is a predicted model, not a curated record. Lineage: Eukaryota; Metazoa; Chordata; Aves; Pelecaniformes; Threskiornithidae.
AUGAAGGCAGCCCCCACCUCCCCUCUCCGUGCCCGCCCGCUUCGCCACCGCUGUGUGUGCCAAAUGGGGCAGCACGACGUGGAGCUGACAGACCCCCGCGGCCGGACCCCGCUGGAGCUGGCCGUGUCCCUGGGCCACCUGGAGUCGGUGCGGGUGCUGCUGCGGCACAACGCCAACGUGGGCCGGGAGAACGCCAACGGCUGGACGGUGCUGCAGGAGGCGGUGAGCACGGGGGACCCCGAGAUGGUGCAACUGGUGCUCCAGUAUCGCGACUACCAGCGGGCGACGCGGCGGCUCGCCGGCAUCCCCGAGCUGCUCAGCAAACUGCGCCGGGUACGGCCCUGGGUGCCGCUGGUCUCCAAGGUGUGCCCCAGCGACGUCUACCGCGUCUGGAAGCGAGGCGAGAGCCUGCGGGUUGACACCACGCUGCUGGGCUUCGAGCACAUGACGUGGCAGCGCGGCCGCCGCAGUUACAUCUUCAAGGGGGAAGACGAAGGGGCGGUGGUGAUGGAGGUGGACCACGACAAGCAGGUGGUCUACACGGAGACGCUGGCCCUGGCCCUGCACGAGCCCGACCUGCUGCUGGCAGCCAUGCAACCCUCAGAGGAACACGUAGCCGGGCGGUUGACGUCCCCCAUCGUCUCCACGCACCUCGACACCAGGAACAUCGCCUUCGAGCGGAACAAGUCCGGGAUCUGGGGCUGGCGCUCGGAGAAGAUGGAGGUGGUCAGCGGCUACGAGGCCAAGGUUUACAGUGCCAGCAACGUGGAGCUGGUCACCAAGACGAGGACGGAGCACCUCUCCGACCAGGACAAGUCACGCAGCAAAGGCUCCAAGACCCCCUUCCACUCCUUCCUGGGCAUCGCGCAGCAGCACGGCACCCACAACGGGGCACCCAUCCUGCAGGCUGCCAGCCCCACCAACCCCACCGCCAUCACCCCCGAGGAGUAUUUUGACCCCCACUUCGACCUGGAGACCCGUAACAUCGGGCGCCCCAUCGAGAUGUCCAGCAAGGUGCAGAGGUUCAAGGCGACGCUGUGGCUGUGCGAGCAGCACCCGCUGUCGCUGGCGGAGCAGGUGACGCCCAUCAUCGACCUCAUGGCCAUCUCCAACGCCCACUUCGCCAAGCUGCGCGACUUCAUCACCCUCAAGCUGCCCCCCGGCUGCCGGGUCGCGGGGCUGGGGGUGCUGG